UUUAUGUACUGCAUUUGGCAAUAACAUUAUUUCUUACUGAGCCACCGCCACCGCCACCUCCACUCCACUCUCCACUCUCCAUUCUCCACUCUGCUCCAGCCACUCUCGGCAGCAGUACGUUUCCCCUCACUCUUCGACGGCCUUCGAUUCCGGCCUCCCUUAGGGUUUAUCCAUCUCGCAGCACUCCGAUCCCCCUAAUGCGCUGGCGGAGACCUGUCUCCCAGCGGUUCCUAGCACCGUAGGCUCCUCAAGGAGGUUCCCCGGCAGCGGAUCUCCGACCUCCCACUCUGUUGCUUCUUCCCUUUCCUCCUCGAGCGGAUCUUGUCGUUUAUAGCUUUGAAUCCCGAACAUACGUGUCAGAAGCGAGUUCGCUACCAUCUGUUUCUCUUUCGCGUUCGUUUCAAUGGAGUUCCUCAAGAUAAGAAGCUUUCGAGGCAUCGGUAAGUUUAAAGUGAAGAAAGACUCGAAUCAGGAUCGGGAUCUGAUGAAUCUAGACCUGGAAAAGCCAAAUGACGAGGUAUUGGACACAAUGCCGAAAGCAGAUGUUUCUGAUCAUGUUGUGAAGGCGGUAGAGGAUGAAGAUGACGACGAUUUCGUCACCAAUGAGGUGAAGCGGCGUCUGAAGGAGCUGAGGAAGAACAGCUUCAUGGUGUUCAUACCUGAAGAAGGAUAUCCAGAAGAGGAAGAGGGGGGAGGGAGCAGCUCGAGCGGGUGGAGAGAGUCGGAAGAGGGUGGCGAUGCUCCAUGGUGCACGUUUAAUGCAAUUUAUGCUAAGUACACGGAGCGGAUGACGUUCUUUGACAAGCUGAUGGUCAAGAGUCUCAAAGAAGCUGGAUCGUUGGGUGCUUCAAAACAUUCACAAAGCUCUUUGUCAAAGAAGUUGUAUAUGAACCUGCUUAACCUCCCUAUCAAGGCGCAAAAUGGACAUUGUGAUGGCAAUGAAAUUCUUAGAAGUCAGCAGGAAGAUAGCCCUUGUGAGAAUCUUGAAGCUGCUUAUGUUUCACAAGUUUGUUUAAGUUGGGAGAUUCUCCAUAAGCAAUACAUGCAACUGAAGGACAUGACUUUGUCUCAGUAUGAAAAUGAAGCCUCUUACAGCUAUGCUGCUCAAGCAUUUCAACAAUUUCAGGUUUUAUUGCAGAGAUUUAUUGAGAAUGAACCAUUUGAGAUGGGAACCAGGAUUGAGGUUUUUGCCCAUGCUCGGAUCUCACUGCCUAAGUUGCUUCAGGUUCCAAAUUGUUUAGGUAUGAAUGAGAAAGGAGUAGAAGAUUCAGAUGAGCCAGUUCUUGCCACUGACCUCAUUAAGAUAAUUGAGGAAUCAAUACUAACAUUCCUCCUUUUUCUACGGAUGGACAAGAAAAAGUCUGGCUUCCUAUUUCAGGUGCAAAGCUCUAGGAAUCCCCUUCAGCAGUUGCAAGCCUCCUUUGAAAAGAAGGAGAUUAAAGUGAAAGAAAUACUCAGAAGGAAGAAAGGCUGGAAGAAGAAAACCUGGCCAGAAACUGAAGAGGAAGUGGAGUUGCUUUUUACUCUCGUCGAUAUCAAAGUAAUCUCAAGAGUUCUGAGGAUGAGAGGACUGACUAAGGAGCAGCUGCUAUGGUGCGAAGAAAAGAUGAGCAGACUUGACGACUCGGACAAGAAGUCCGGCAGAGUGUUAUCCUCCAACCUCUUCCCUUGUUAAAGUUGCACAGUUCACUUCCUCCAGCUUUAGUAUAUCUGCUCUGCCUUUCCCUGUAUGAAAUAACAGAGACAGGAGCAUCUCCAAGUUCGCUGUUUUCUGUAUCUCCAGCCUCUCUGUUCUCUCAGUUGUCCUCGAAUAUGAAUGCUGUUUGAGUUGAAUUAGUAAUUCUACCUAUAAAUUGAGAAAUCAA
Messenger RNA from Zingiber officinale, 1865 nucleotides. RefSeq lists its product as uncharacterized. The record is from RefSeq and is a predicted model, not a curated record. NCBI's taxonomy places the organism in Eukaryota, Viridiplantae, Streptophyta, Magnoliopsida, Zingiberales, Zingiberaceae. Bases 404 to 1675 code for a protein of 423 amino acids. The transcript has 5 exons.